AUGGCUGCAGACAACUUCCCUGCUCUGCCGGGUUUCUACCGCAUCUUCUUCCUCUACAUGGAACCUGUGUCAACCAUCGCGCCUGCACUUAUGGUGUGGGGAUUCCCCGGCCCAUCCUGGUUCUACCAUCAGCUCAUACCGUCAGAUGAAGCUGUUCCAUCCACACCACUGGAGCCACGAACGCUCAUGACCAUUUAUCAAUUGAUUAACUGCUACUUGCUCUUGGGCCUCAUAUCGUCCUUCGUCUUCCGCGCAAUCAGGGAUGUACUGCCCAACAAUCCUGUUGCGCAAGAGCGUAUCCUAGGAGCUGCCUUCUUGGCCCUCGGAAUUGCAGAUUUAACCCACAUUGCCGCCAGUUGGGCCGGCCUCCCUUCAAACCUGAAGUAUGCACCUCUGCUCUGGAACAGCCUUACGCACGGCAACAUAACAAUUGUCAUUGCCCUGUUCCUCUUCAGAGUUGCUUGGUACAAAGGCAUAGGUCGUACGCGAUACUACUUUGGCCAACCUGAAACACACGUCAAGUCUUCGUAG
Molecule: messenger RNA, 531 nt
Organism: Cyclocybe aegerita
Lineage: Eukaryota; Fungi; Basidiomycota; Agaricomycetes; Agaricales; Hemipholiotaceae
Source: the annotation of a GenBank genome assembly